AAGAAAAAGAAAAUCGAGCUGAAAAGCGCAACACAGUUGAACACACCACAUCAGAUUACCGUACAGUCCUAGAAGAGAGAGAAAUGAAAGAAAACACACACUCACCAACUCACGCUCUGUUACAGUGAAAGUGUGAAAACCAAACCCCGUCUCUGUCUCUCGGGUUUGCAACAGGAACUCUCCGAUCUUCCAGAACAUUCUAGUAGUAAGGCUACUCUUCAGUUCAAGUGAUCAGCACAGCCAAACAGUUACUCUUUUUCCAUGGACUUGUACGGUCGGAGCCCCGCCAGAAAUGGAUCCAACCCGCCGAACCAACCCGAAUGGCGCUCACCGGCCACCGACACUGGCCUCGAAGAAUCCAUGUGGCAUUUGGCGCUAGGUGGCGGCGAAUCUUACCCGGAGCGUCCCGGUGUCGCCAAUUGUGUCUAUUAUAUGCGGACUGGGAUGUGUGGAUAUGGCAGCAGGUGUCGUUACAAUCAUCCUCGUGAUCGUGCUGCGGUUGUUGCGGCAGUAAGAGCUACAGGGGACUACCCAGAACGGGUGGGGGAACCCCCAUGUCAGUAUUAUAUCAAAACUGGAACCUGUAAAUUUGGUGCAUCCUGUAAGUUCCACCAUCCUAAAAACGGAGGUGGAUAUUUAAGCCAAGCUCCACUAAAUGUUUAUGGAUACCCGUUACGGCCGGGUGAGAAAGAAUGCUCCUACUAUUUGAAAGCGGGGCAGUGCAAAUUCGGUGUAUCGUGUAAAUUCCAUCAUCCUCAACCUGCUGGCACAUCGAUGCCAGAAUCUGCGCCUCAAUUUUAUCAACAGGUGCAGUCUCCUACAGUUCCUCUGCCUGAACAGUAUGGAGGAGCUUCCACAAGCUUGAGAGUGGCUAGGCCUCCCAUAUUGCCUGGCUCGUAUGUACAGGGGGCUUAUGGUCCUGUACUUCUUUCCCCUGGGGUUGUUCCAUUUCCUGGAUGGAGUCAUUAUUCGGCACCUGUAAGUCCUGUACCAUCUCCUGGUGCUCAACCUGCCGUUGGGGCUACUUCUUUAUAUGGAGUGACCCAGUUGUCAUCACCAACAUCAGCUUUUGCUAGACCAUAUACUCCGCUGCCCUCUACUACCGGUCCUUCAGCAAGCAGCCUGAAGGAAAAAUUAUUUCCUGAAAGACCGGGUGAACCAGAAUGCCAAUACUAUCUGAGAACAGGGGACUGUAAAUUUGGAUUAGCUUGUCGAUAUCAUCAUCCUCAGGAUCAUACUGUGGCACGACCACUUCUUAGCCCCGUCGGACUUCCUUUACGUCCGGGGGUACAAGCUUGUGCAUUUUAUUUGCAAAAUGGGCAUUGCAAGUUUGGCUCCACGUGCAAAUUUGAUCAUCCUUUGGGAUCUAUGAGAUACACGCCAUCGACAUCUUCUCUCAUCGAUAUGCCAGUUACACCAUAUCCAGUUGGGUCUUUGCUGUCUCAAUUGGGUCCUUCAACAUCUUCAGACCUUCGGCCUGAACUCAUGUCAGGGUCCAAAAAGGAAUCCUUUUCAGGCAGAAUACCUUCUUCUGGAAAUGGUUCCGGUACUUCUGUGGGUUUAAUUUUCUCACAAGGUGGGUCUGUCUCGCGAUCUGAUGUGCAACACUCGAGUCAGAAUUCUGCCCCUUCAAGCAGUAGCAGAAGCACCAGACAAAGUGGUGAGAUACGUUGAUCUGGCUGCUGCGAACUUGAAACUCAUUAUCCAUUGGAUGUGAUUUUCACAAGCCAUCAUUGCUUCUGUCUAUAAUCCUCAGUAUUAUAAUGGAAACUGUUCAAAGUUUCACUGUUGCUGUUGAGAAUUCGUCAUCCAAUCCUGUUUAGAGUCUAUACUAGGUCAUUCUCUUUUAUGCUCACCUCAUCUGAUUAUAUUAUUAUCUCAAAUAAGCUUCAAUGGAAAACAUCACAUUGUCUAUUUUUAUUCUCUUCUGAAUAUUAUUAUUAUUAUUUUACCUUGAUUAA
Cajanus cajan (pigeon pea) is the source of this 1961-nucleotide messenger RNA. Lineage: Eukaryota; Viridiplantae; Streptophyta; Magnoliopsida; Fabales; Fabaceae. The record is from RefSeq and is a predicted model, not a curated record.